CUGGAUCUGUCCAGGAAUCAGCUCCGGAAAGCCCUGCCUGAAGCGUUUUCAUACCUGUCUUGGCUAACUAGUCUCAACCUGGAACUGAACAGGUGGAACUGUACGUGUGAGCUGAGGGAGCUGGCGUCUUUCCUCACCAGCUACAUGGAGGCUCCGGAUAAGGUUGUUUGUUUUAACCUCUUAUUGUUGUCUUUUCAUACAAUUAUUUAAUUUGGACUGCACAUUGUAUGAAAGAUACUAAAUAAUGUUUAUUAUUCUUGUUCAGGUGCUGUUCAACGGGCGUAGGAUGGUGUGUGUGAGUGCUGACAACCCGGCAGUGAAGACUGUGUUGGAGCUGACGGAGGCCAACUGUGUUCCACCCAAUCAGAACAUCACAGUGCAGGUGGAGGCCAAGAACUCAGUCUCUCCUCAGCGCUACACCAGAGACCUGGCUCUGGCCGCUGCCUUCUGCUUCGCUGGUCAGUACCUCAGGAACUAUCUCCUCAAUGGCCACAUGUACAGUUGAAGUCGGAAGUUUACAUACACUUAGGUUGGAGUCAUUAAAACUCGUUUUUUCAACCACUCCACAAAAUUCUUGUUAACAAACUAUAGUUUUGGCAGGUCGGUUAGGACAUCUACUUUGUGCAUGACACAAGUAAUUUUUCCAACAAUUGUUUACAGACAAAUUAUUUCACUUAUAAUUCACUGUAUCACAAUUCCAGUGGGUCAGAAGUUUACAUACACUAAGUUGACUGUGCCUUUAAACAGCUUGGAAAAUCCCAGAAAAUGAUGUCAUGGCUUUAGAAGCUUCUGAUAGGCUAAUUGACAUAAUUUGAGUGAAUGGAGAUGUACCUGUGGAUUUAUUUCAAGGCCUACCUUCAAACUCAGUGCCCCUUUGCUUGACAUCAUGGGAAAAUACAAAGAAAUCAGCAAAGACCUCAGAAAAAAAAUUGUAGACCUCCACAAGUCUGGUUCAUCCUUGGGGGCAAUUUCCAAACGCCUGAAGGUACCACGUUCAUCUGUACAAACAAUAGUACACAAGUAUAAACACCAUGGGACCACGCAGCCGUCAUACUACUCAGGAAGGAGACACGUUCUGUCUCCUAGAGAUGAACGUACUUUGGUGCGAAAAGUGAAAAUCAAUCCCAGAACAACAGCAAAGGACCUUGUGAGGAUGCUGUAGGAAACAGGUACAAAAGUAUAUAAAUACACACAGUAAAACGAGUCCUAUAUCGACAUAACCUGAAAGGCCGCUCAGCAAGGAAGAAGCCACUGCUCCAAAACCGCCAUAAAAAAGCCAGACUACGGUUUGCAACUGCACAUGGGGACAAAGAUCGUACUCUUUGGAGAAAUGUCCUCUGGUCUGAUAAAACAAAAAUAUAACUGUUUGGCCAUAAUGACCAUCGUUAUAUUUGGAGAUAAAAGGGGGAUGCUUGCAAGCCGAAGAACACCAUCCCAUGAUGGGAGUGGCAGAAUCAUGCUGUGGGGGUGCUUUGCUGCAGGAGGGACUGGUGCACUUCACAAAAUAGAUGGCAUCAUGAGGAAGGAAAAUUAUGUGGAUAUAUUGAAGCAACAUCUCAAGACAUCAGUCAGGAAGUUAAAGCUUGGUUGCAAAUGGGUCUUCCAAAUGGACAAUGACCCCAAGCAUACUUCCAAAGUUGUGGAAAAAUGGCUUAAGGACAACAAAGUAAAGGUAUUGGAGUGGCCAUCACAAAGCCCUGACCUCAAUCCUAUAGAAAAUGUGUGGGCAGAACUGAAAAAUCGUGUGCGAGCAAGGAGGCCUACAAACCUGACUCAGUUACACCAGCUCUGUCAGGAGGAAUGGGCCAAAAUUCACCCAACUUAUUGUGGGAAGCUUGUGGAAGGCUACCCGAAACGUUUGACCCAAGUUAAACAAUUUAAAGGCAAUGCUACCAAAUACUAAUUGAGUGUAUGUAAACUUCUGACCCACUGGGAAUGUAAUGAAAGAAAUAAAAGCUUAAAUAAAUCAUUAUCUACUAUUAUUCUGACAUUUCACAUUCUUAAAAUAAAGUGGUGAUCCUAACUGACCUAAAACAGGGAAUUCUUACUAGGAUGAAAUGUCAGGAAUUGUGAAAAACUGAGUUUAAAUGUAUUUGGCUAUGGUGUAUGUAAACUUCCGACUUCAACUAACUUUUCUCUUCUUAAAUAGUGGUAAAUACAGUAUAUGAAAUUGAUUGGCUUCUGUAUCAUUCAUUCAACACUGUAAAGUGUAUCAACACUAAAGUACAGUGUGUUUUGUCUUUUAUCCCCCUACAUAAAUAAGUCAGUCAGCUGUAACUCAUAACUAUGCUAAUAAUUUAAAGGUGGUGUUGGACUCACCCUAGCUGUGGUGUACAUUUUUCACCACAAACUGGAGACGAAUAAGAGAGACCGGACUGGAGCUGAGGAGGAGGAGAAUAGGAGGACAGCACCCACCCAAACAGUCCCCCAGUGGGAUCUGAGCAGGGAGAACCAAGCCCUACACUUGGCUCGAAUGGGACUGGAAACCAAGCUGACGCUCCUCAAUAGCAACCAGCAAGGCAGCCACCUUCAGCCCUGGGAAAGGGAGAAAGCCAUGUAUGAUCUGAGGAUGGGUAAAGACGGCUGCCAUUUUACAUGCCCCCACUGUGGCCCUGCACUCACUGGGUCUGCAGUGGAACAGGGGGGAGGAGUUGGACACAUAGACGCGGCCCUGGACAUGCUCAGGCAGGGCGGAGCCCAACCUAAUAAGAUGGAGAGUCUGGCCAUGACAGAAGAGAGGGAUGAGAGGAGUAGACACGUGCCACCGCAAGCACUGAUCUCAAAGAUGAAAGGUGAGCAUGUUUUGGUGACUAUUUCCCUGACUGUGUAGCUAGCACAUGGGGAUGCGUGAAACGUACUCCUCAGCAUGAAGUGUCGCCACAAAAUUGUUAACUUAUCGGUGGCGCCGACUGGUAAAACGCUUCGGGAGGGCGGUUACGUGUGCUAGCAAAGCAGAGGUCCUGGGUUCAAGCGUCAGUGUGAGCCGAAUCAGGCAGAAGUGGUACUCGCUAAGCAGGGUUGGGAAGGUUACUUUCUAAAUGUAAUCCAUUACUAGUUACCUCUCCGAAAUUGUAAUCAGUAAUGUAAUUUUUGGAUUACCCAAACUCAGUAGCAUAAUCUGAUUACUUUCAGUUACUUUUGGAUUAUUUUCCCUUUAAGAGGCAUUAGAAGACAAAAAGGCAUCAAACGCAUUUAGUGUGUCUCUGACUUGUGGAUAAAAUGCAAACUUUAUUCAAUGAAUGUCAUUGAGAAAACAGAAAGGUGUCAUAAUGUGUUCUUUUUUUCUGCAAACAUCCUUUCUGAAUUUUAGUUUUUCUAAGUAUCUGUAAUCUGAUUACAAUAUUUUAGCUGGUAACGUAACUGAUUACAGUUGCAGUUUCUAUGUAAUGAGUUACUCCCAAACCCUGUCGCUAAGCAAGGAGCGUGACGUCCAUUACAACUGCAUAGACUGUUAGGAUGAGAGAAUGAAGGAAAAUGUAUUAGGAUGAAAGAAAAUUAGACUACAGACAAUACAAUAAGUAAUUGACAGACACACAAACUUCAGAUUAUCAAAGAUUUAUCUAACACUGUCUUUCCCGGUGUUCAUACAUAGAUCUAAGAGGUCAAAGGCCAUUUAACAGGAGACCAGAGGGUCAGAGCAACCAUACUCUCAGUCAUCAGGAGUUUCUCCAUCACCAACAGGGUUAUAAAAAACAUGGUCCUAAUGGCAACAACCAGCCAUUGGGUGGCAGCAACAGCUACUUUUCGCCUGAUCAAAGAAACAUGUCCACACAUAACAGUGUAAAAUAUGAGAUGGCAAGGCCUAGAAAUUACAUUGACAACAAACAGUCAAAUUUCUAUUUCCAACCAGAGGGUGGGAGACCUGUGACUGACUAUCAACCCCAAAUCACCAGCUGUGUGAACUGUCACAGAACCUAUGAGUACAGACAGCCAGGGGAUAAAGUCAGGGAUGUUUCAUAUGGACUCCAUGCAAGAGAAUCUGCUGGGUAUGAGGGAUUCCCCAACCACAACCAACUGACAAGCCUAAAUAUGGGAAAGAACAUGAACUACAACCAGUCUAAUGUGGGCAUCUAUGCAAAGCAUGCAAGUGAGCAGAGGAGUGUGACUUUUGACUUGGAAAGAUCUGGAGUGCAUGUCGUUGAUGUACAAAAGAUUAACCGUGAUAGGGAAGGCAAACAUGACAGGAUUCAAAGUUCUAAGAAUGUGGAAUAUAGUGACAAGCAGACCCUGAGCUAUGAAGGCACUGGACGAUCUGUGAGGAAUAAUGCUCUUGAAAGAGAAGACCACUCCAAAAGGCAUAAACAUAAAGUCCAGUCAAAUGGUUUACUAAAAGUAAAGCUCAACCUUAACCCACUUAAGAAAAGCAAGGUCCAUCCAAGGAAAAACAGCCGCGAGAAACUAGAACAAGGUGAUAGAGAACGAACCAACUCCAAGAACCGAAAACUGAAAACGAGGGUUAAAGAUGUCAAAGGCAAAAGGCACCACCAGGAUGAGUCUAAAGGAAAAACAGACAUAUCCAAUAAAGGAAACUCGACUCCCAAAAACAAAGCCAAUCAGUCAACCAAAAAUAAAUCUACCACCAGCAAGUCUAAAGAAACUGAUGAUAAUUAUGAAGAUAAUGAGUCAGAAGAGGAGGAAGAUAAGGAAGGCCACAGAAAAACAAGGCAUCCUCCAAGCAAAACAGGAACACCAGGAAGGCUCGAAUUACCAUCCCAA
This is a messenger RNA of Coregonus sp. 'balchen', 4716 nucleotides long. NCBI's taxonomy places the organism in Eukaryota, Metazoa, Chordata, Actinopteri, Salmoniformes, Salmonidae. The record is from the annotation of a GenBank genome assembly.